Penicillium oxalicum is the source of this 999-nucleotide messenger RNA. Its product is annotated as DNA/RNA non-specific endonuclease. The transcript has a single exon. Gene Ontology annotation, biological process: apoptotic DNA fragmentation. The coding region runs from base 1 to 999 and encodes 332 amino acids. Gene Ontology annotation, molecular function: single-stranded DNA endonuclease activity; RNA endonuclease activity; nucleic acid binding. Gene Ontology annotation, cellular component: mitochondrial inner membrane; nucleus. NCBI's taxonomy places the organism in Eukaryota, Fungi, Ascomycota, Eurotiomycetes, Eurotiales, Aspergillaceae. The record is from RefSeq and is a predicted model, not a curated record.
AUGUCAAAGGCAACCUUGGCUGUGAUCGCAGCCGCCAGUGCGGCCACCGGCGCCGGAGUGACGGCUCUGCUGUACUCGUCCAAGUCCUCAUCCCAACCGUCGCCACAGAACCAGCAACAAGUGCCUCCUCCCCCGUCGAUGGCGGGAGGUGUCAAGGUGCCUACCGCCGUGCCAGCCCCAACUUUGGCAGCCAAGGCCAGUGCUGGGGUUGGCCCCGUCAAUCCCGCCGGCAUCCUACAAUACGGCUUCCCCGGCCCCGUCGCCGACGAACUGUCCACACUACCACUUCACGGUGCCUACGACCGUCGCACCCGGAACCCGGCCUGGGUCGCUGAGCAUAUCACUCCGCAGUCGCUGGCGAUGAACAAUGCCGAUCGUAAGCACAGCACGUUCGCCGAGGAUACCUCCAUCCCGGCCCUGUUCCGCGCCAAGUUGGCCGAUUACUUCCGUUCGGGCUACGACCGCGGCCAUCAAGUGCCGGCGGCCGACGCCAAGUGGUCGCAGGGGGCCAUGGACGAUACAUUCUACCUGAGCAACAUGUGCCCUCAGGUCGGCGAGGGUUUCAACCGGGACUACUGGGCGCACUUUGAAGACUUUUGUCGGAAGCUGGCGACUCGGUACCCCUCCGUGCGAGUGGUCACAGGGCCACUGUACCUGCCGCAUCGUGAUCCGGAUGGGAAAUGGCGGGUCAACUACGAGGUGAUUGGGAACCCCCCCAACGUUGCCGUGCCCACCCACUUCUACAAGGUGAUCUACGCCGAGGACGGCACUGAGUCCCCCACCAGCAAGGUCGCCCUGGGUGCCUUUGUCUUGCCCAACGCCCGAAUUCCCAACGAGAAGAGCCUCUCCGACUUUGAGGUGCCCUUGGAAGCGGUGGAACGCGCUUCGGGCUUGGAGUUUGCCGCCAAGCUGGACCCCAGCCGUCGCCGCCGCCUGUGCCAGGAAAUCAAGUGUGACAUUGUCGUGCGCGAGUUUAACAACACUCGCAAGCGCAACUAA